AUGAGAAGACGCUGGCACAAUGCCCGCUGGUUGGUACACGCCAAGUGGCAUAAGGCGAAAAAACAUCCAAAAGUGAAAAAGCGUGAUAGCUCUGGCAUCCAUUUCCUCAGCAGCUACUUCGGACUGGAUGUGUUGGCACCUCUUGGACAUGCCUGCUUCGUGAUGCGCUUCCUCUGUGCUUUCCCUUAG
Messenger RNA from Knipowitschia caucasica, 189 nucleotides. NCBI's taxonomy places the organism in Eukaryota, Metazoa, Chordata, Actinopteri, Gobiiformes, Gobiidae. The record is from the annotation of a GenBank genome assembly.